Bipolaris zeicola 26-R-13 is the source of this 354-nucleotide messenger RNA. RefSeq lists its product as uncharacterized. The record is from RefSeq and is a predicted model, not a curated record. Lineage: Eukaryota; Fungi; Ascomycota; Dothideomycetes; Pleosporales; Pleosporaceae. The coding region runs from base 1 to 354 and encodes 117 amino acids. The transcript is spliced from 2 exons.
AUGUCAUCAUCAUCAUACCUCCCCCUCCUCUUCACCUUGCCCCCCUCCAACCGCCACGACUUCCUCCUCCUAGACACGAGCGCCAAAGUCUCGCUGAAAGCGCUGAACAAGCAAAUCACAAGUACUAUCGCUAGUAGUCCGAACUGUGCGGAAUUCAUGGCAAAGCACAAAGCCAAAGAUGGCCCGGCAGAGCAAAUCCAAGAAUUCAAAAUCCACUGGGAUGUCAAGGGGCGGGAGAAAUUAUGGCCUGAAUAUACUGUUUUGACGGAAGAUAAUAUUAGUGCCGUGGUGGAGUUGCUCAAGGGAAACCCUGGGAUGGGGGUUUUGGAGGUGAAGUUGGGGAAAGACGAGUGA